AUGGGGUUUUAUGGGCAUAGUGCGUGGUCAGAUAAAAAGCAUAAUUGUGAGGUGAUUUCUCAUUUGGCUUCUACCUCUUCACUUCCUUGGUGUUUGGGAGGAGAUUUUAAUGAAAUUAUUCAUCCGGACGAGAAGAGAGGAGGUCAGAAACCGGUGAGGUUUCAUAUGGAGGAGUUCCAACAUUGUCUUCGUGGAGCCGAUUUGUGGGACAUUCGACCUAAGAUUGGAUGGUUUUCUUGGGCAAGUGGUACUCGAGCUAAGUCGUUUGUGUACGAGAGAAUUGACAGAUUUGUUGCGAAAAAUGACUGGCGGCUCUUGUUUUCGGAGUGUUAUGUGGAAACGAUUCCGACGGCUUUGUCCGACCAUUCUACGAUCUCGUUGAGCUUGGAUGGUGCUAUCACGAGUUGCUCUCCUAUGAAGGACUAUUUUAAAUUUGAUGUAUGUUGGGCUAAUGAAGAUCAAUGCCGGAAUAUUGUGCAUCGGGUUUGGGAGAAUAAUGAAGAUUCUUUCUCGGUUAAAGUGGGAAAGAUAGGGGUUAAGCUUGGUGAUUGGCAAAGAGCGAGAAGAAGUCAAGCAAGAGGGACGAGAGGCGCUUAA
Molecule: messenger RNA, 597 nt
Organism: Hibiscus syriacus
Lineage: Eukaryota; Viridiplantae; Streptophyta; Magnoliopsida; Malvales; Malvaceae
Exons: 1
Coding region: 1-597 (198 amino acids)
Molecular function (GO): catalytic activity
Source: RefSeq, a predicted model, not a curated record